UUCGAAAAUUGCGUUGAUGAAAGAGCACGACACCAAGUCUAUCGGUGUCGACGACGACGGCAACGACUUCAGCGAAGCCAAAUCGCCGAACUAUCUGGAAUCCCGAAGCAGCGCCAGUGGUGCGCUGCGAUCUGGCCCUGUUCCAGUAUACACGAGCCCUGAAGUCGUGGGCCUCCUCGCUCAGUACGUAGCCAUUGGCUUGUGCUAUGGAGCCCUUCCGAACCUCAUGUAUCCGCUCUUUGCUGCGUAUUUCCACAUGACCGGCAGCCAAUUCAAUUCCGUCAAGACGUUGAUGGGCAUCGGGUGGUCCGUCAAAGUGUUCAUCGGGCUCUUGUCCGACUGCGUGCCGCUGUUUGGGUAUCGCCGCAAGUCGUGGAUGUUGUUUGGAUGGAGUUUCUGCUUCCUCUUCAUGGUCGUGUUGGCAACCCGGGACUUUGGCCGGCCAUACUACACCGAUCGAAGCAUUGUCGGCAUCGCCGCCGCCAAACUCACCGCGGCUCAGAACGCCACGUUGAACGCGGACGCUCCGGCUACCGGCGCCACCGUAUCCAUUCUGUGCGGGCUGGCCACACUGUCGUACAUUUUCGCCGCCGUUCCGUCCGACGCGCUCGUGGUGGCGGUCGCCCAGCGCGAACCCAUGGCCGUGCGUGGCCGGCUGCAGUCGAUGGUGUACAUGACACGAACGCUGGCGACGAUGUUGUCGUCAGCGAUGAUCGGGUUUGGGCUCAACUCGCCCGAUUUUUCGGGGUCGUUUGGGUGGGACAUGGGCCAGCACACUAUUUUCGUGCUCUUGGCCGUGGUCACUGGGGCCAUGGUGCCCAUCACGUGGUGGUGCGUUCUGGACGAACGGCACCCAAUCAUGGAGUCAUUUCGCGCGUAUGCGCACCAAUUUUGGAACUUGGUGCAGAAACGAGCGACGUGGCAGAUCAUGCUGUUCUCGUUGCUGUUCAACUUGCUCAACUCGGGCGUCACGUCCACCGCGGCGCCGUAUGUGAUGCUUCGGUGGGCCAAAGUUGAGAACCUCAACUACCAACUCAUGAACGUCGCGGGGAACCUCGUGUUCGCCGUGACCUUGGGGGCGAUGGGGGGCUGGGGCACCAUGUGGAACUGGCCGCUCGUGGUCGUCGUGACCACCGUCGCCGCCAACGCCAUCGACGCGUUCGUCCAGUUCUUCACCAUCUACGACAUCCUUCGCAACCAGUGGUUUUACAUUGGCGUGCCGUUGGCCGAGAACCUCCCGUAUGCGAUGCAGUUUAUUGUGACGACGUUUGUGAUUGUGGAGCUGGCCGAGGAAGGCAACGAAGGCAUCACGUACGGCCUCUUCACGACCGUUACCAACCUCCCCAUCGCCGUCGGCCCCGUGAUUUCGAACGCGAUCUUUUCGUCAUUUGAUGUGUCGGAGAACGCGAUCGCCGCCGACUCGGUCGACACGCGGCACCAAGUGGCAUGGACGUAUAUCAUUUACUAUUUCACCACCAUCGCCGCGUGCUUGACGGUCGUGCUGCUGCCGAGCCAGAAGCCAGCGCUACAUGCACUGCAGGCCACGGGCGGCAAGCAUCCGUUUAUUGGCGGCGCGGUCCUCGUCGUGUGCCUAGUCAUGCUCGUGUACUCGGUGGUGGCAUCCCUCUUGCCCAUGUACGAAACCACGUCGUGCCUUGUGGUAGCAGGUGGAAAAGGAUGCAACCAGCCUAGUGUGUGAGGCUGAAUGAUUAAUAUAGCGGUAGAACUUUGACGUCCUUUGAUGGCUAGUUGCUUGAAACGACCACAUCCCCA
This is a messenger RNA of Aphanomyces astaci, 1773 nucleotides long. RefSeq lists its product as hypothetical. The transcript has a single exon. Lineage: Eukaryota; Oomycota; Saprolegniomycetes; Saprolegniales; Verrucalvaceae. The coding region runs from base 17 to 1699 and encodes 560 amino acids. The record is from RefSeq and is a predicted model, not a curated record.